AUGGCUUUAGCCGCAAGCAGGACGCUCUUGGCGCUAUUCGUUACGUUUUGCGCACCAGGAUGCGGAUGGACAGCAGAGAAGCCCCUGCGGACACACAAUGGGAAACAGACCUCUGUGGACAGGGGCCUGAGGGAGAGCUGGGAGCCUUCUAUCCAUCUGGAUGGAAGACCUGUGGACCGCUUCGUAAUCAGCUCCAACAAACCCACGAGAUCUCAUCGCUUAACGAAAGCGGGCAAGGACAGUCGCCCACAUCUAAUGGAGGAUGUAGACCCUGAAUGGGUUAAUCUGGAUGGCUUUGCCGUGUUGGGCGGUGCACCUGUCACCAACUCAUCAGCAGAUCCAGUCAGGUCUUCACAAACUGCGACCAGAAAUCAGCCCUCUGUACAGCGGGCCACCAGAGUGGACAGAACAGCUCACCCAUCAGGCGUCUCUAAUACCCGGACACACAGGAGGGCGCCUCAAUCCUCCUCAGGUCCCAGGCAGCCUGAAAGAGCUUUGGCCGGAACCCCGCUGUUGGAAAGGAGACGUCAGCACCACACCAAGCCUCAGUCAGAUCAGAGGAACCGAAACACAGCCAAACUAACAUCUGAGUCCGUUCAUGUGGUGUCACUGCAGGCACAGAAAGCCCAGGGCCAGAGUGCACCCGCCAACAGAGCAGUCGUAACCAAAACAACCACACCAGAGCCACCAGAGUACGAGGCUCGGGACAUCAGUGUCAGGGUCAUGUCUCCUCAGUCUGUCCUCAUCUCCUGGGUUGACCCUGCGGUCGAGAUGGGAAAAGUUGCCCCUGGGGCAUCCAGAUCCUACGCAGUUAGGUACAGGGAGAAGGGUGAGUCAGCACGCUGGGAGUACAAGGACAGCACCCAGAGGAGAAUGAUGAUUGACACCCUGUCUGCUGACGGCAUGUAUGAGUUCUCUGUCAGAAUCUCCCAGGGAGAAAAUCAUGGCAAGUGGAGCGUCUCUGUCUUUCAGAGGACCCCUGAGUCAGCACCAUCUGGACCACCGGAGAACUUCGAGGUCAAGCCACUGCGAGGGAAAGGAACUGCUGUCGUUGCAACAUGGGAUCCACCUGAGGAACCCAACGGGAGGAUAAGAGAGUACAUCCUGUCUUAUGCUCCUGCUAUGAAGCCAUUUGGAAUGAAAAGUGUGACGCACCGUGGCAGCAGCAACACAGCCACCGUAGAUGGCCUCACACCAGGAGACCGGUACAUCUUCAAGAUUAGAGCCACCAACAGGAGGGGACAGGGACCACAGAGCAAAGCCUUCAGUGUUGCCAUGCCGGGAUCCAUCAGCACUGCCUCGUCGUUCUCAAAAACCAAGGACACCCGCAGGACCGGCCACACUCCUUCCAAACAGGAUACUGACCAUGAUGAGUCUGACCUCUUGUCAACAGAGGAGCCAGACACACCCCCGCAGCCACGCCCUGCUGCAUCUGUCAACAGGCAUGUACGCCCGCUUUCCCAGACACGCUCCUAUCACAGCAUCUUCUCUUCUGUAAGAGGCUCAGUCAGGAACACAGCAAACAGAGGUUCAUCCAGAGGAAGAACUCAAGAUAGAGAAGAUGAAGAGCAAGACGAAGAGCAAAUACCCACAACCCCCCCUCCAGUAGAAGAGACAACAACCAUGGAGGUUGUACCGGAGACAGAAGAGCCAGACAACGAUGUUUCCCCUGAAUCUGAGGAUGAAGAGGGAUAUGGUGAAGAGCCCCAGACUACUGAGACCCCCAGCCUCAAAGUUUUGACGCCCUCACCUGCUAAACCUGCUCGCCCAGCCAGAAGGCCCAUUAAGAUCAGGGUCCAUCAAAAACCCUCCUCAUCUUCUUCUCCCUCUACCUCCUCGUCAUCCUCGUCAUCCUCACCUUCUUCAACCUCAUCAUCAUCUUCUUCACAUAUUCAAGAGUCAGCAGUCAGUAGAAAGGACAAUGUAGCUUCUUUAUACCCGGAAAACAAAGACACCUACGAUAAGGUGAGCAUAACACACAGCAAACCUUCAACUCCAGUUGUAAUAAAAACUGAUUCACCGCAGUCUGGGGCUACACCUGUAGGUAGGGGUUCAGCUUCAGGAGGGCGCACCAGUGGGUCUGGUUUUGGUUCUAGAUAUGGUUACAGCCGAAGACAUCCUGGAAUUUUGGUUAGAGGGAAUUCAACCCGAAUGCUGAAUGGUUACAAACCUGCCAUCACCUCACAGUCAAAUCUACCAAGCAGAACUCCAAACCAAGCAACAACAAACACACGUUCUUCAGCAACAUCACAAUCCACUGUUCCAGACAGGACUCAAAACCACGAAACAUCGCAUACGUUCAAUCCAACGGCAUCAAAGUCAACUUCAGGAAGUGCUUCUAACGGCCAAGCAACAUCCGGUACAUAUAAUUUCGACAAGUCACAGACCAGGUCACAGUCCAGGUCACACGGCUCUGCGACGUCAGAUACACACAGCUCAAGCGCUAAUCCAUCCACUUCACAAAGCAGCUCACAGCACCCAUCUACUGCAGGAUCAGGCUCUUCUCAGUCAACGUCACACGGAGGAUCUCACAGCUCUGCAACUUCACACAACACACACAAUUCAGAGAGUUCACACACAUCGCCUGAGCGAGACACAGCAUACGGUGAGGGAGGUGAUGCCAAUAGAAAUAAAAACACAGAUACAGAAACAAGCGAAGUUGAAGAGCCUACUUCAAGCUCUAUAAGACAACCCACAGAAGAGCAAGGAAGGGAGGAGGAGGGAAGGGAAGAGAGGACUAAUGUAAAUCCUGGGGGUUCUCGUACCAGAAUUAGCUCCUCAUUUGCCGAAAGAUUCCCUUGGCUAGCUAGUCGUUAUCCAGGCCGGUUCAAUUCAGGAACAAGGACGUCAUCUUCCAGGCAGGAUGGUAGGACCCCAUGGACCAGGACUUCUUCCUCUAUAGGGGCUGGCAGACCCAUCAUGAGGGGAACAUCCACUAGGGUCUCAGGGGCCACGGGUGCUGCUGGAGUGUCCUCAUUACAGGAGACCAGUGAAGAUCUGAAGACUCCUUCCACUCAUGAUUCACUAAAGAAUGGGGUUGGGGUGGGCUCGGUUAAGCCUUCUGUGACCGAUAAAAGUACAGCACCUAUUGACACUAGAAACCCAACUACCUCAUCCUCCUCCUCCUCCUCUUCUUCUUCAGCUUCCUCUUCAGCGUCCACGUAUCCAAAUUCUCAUCAUUCCUCAGGUGGGCACAGAGACUCAAGUGAGCCCAUUCAUAGAGGAACAUCUGAUGACACUGACAGCAGUCAUGGUAAGGACUAUGAUGAUGAGAGGAGUAGAGAAAAUCGUGGGAAAGUUGCAGACCCCACAGUCGCCCAGAAGAAUCCUGCUGUAACAUCAGCUGACCCUGACAGAAACGCAGAGGACAACGAGAGUGUGGAUACGAGGGAAACUCCUUCGCGGACCAGGACCGGCACAUCUUUUGGAAUCACACCGACUCACCGUCGACCUGGCGUAGGGGUGAAUGGGAGGGUACGCUCUCCUCUGUUGGCUAGCAGGCAGUUUGGUGGGUCCAGGCUUCCCAUCAGACCACAACCAGCACAGAACUCAAGGCUGGGUUCCUCAACAUCAGGAUCAUCCUCAUCAUCGUCUGAUUCCUCUUCUUCAUCAAAUUCACCCCAGACAGCGUUGACCUCAGGUCGCGAAGCUGGCACUGGCACUACUGUGACGAGGACAGGGGGAAUAAUUGGAGGAAACUCUCCUUCAACAUCGUCAUCUUCAUCAUCCUCAUCAUCUUCAUCUAGAGACAGUUUUAGGGGACAGGGGGGAAGGCCUCGGUAUCCUAUCUCCAGAGGGAAACCAACCAAUGGAGGAGCAGUCAAACCUGCCAAUGGAAAUGGUAAAAAUGGGCGGCCCAACCUGACAGCAACAGAUGAUAAAGAUUCCUCCUCCUCUCAAGGAAUCAGUAAAGCUGUUGGUCAAAGAUUUAUCACUGGACCUGAUGGAACCAAAUGGGUGGUAGAUUUGGAGCAAGGGGUUCUCAUGAACCAGGAUGGACAAGUUCUCCAGGACUCCAAUGGCAAACCCAAGAGAGUGGUGCUUGGCGAGGAUGGACGCACAAUUUUUGACCACAUGGGCAGUCCUCUGGUGAACCAGGAAGGUAUGGCUCUGUUCGGCCAUGGCAGAGAUAGCCGGCCUGUGAUCAACCCCAAAGACAAGGUCCUCAUGGUUGGAGGGAAACCUGUACUUGGCUUGGACCUGCCUCACCUCAGGACUUCCACCACCACCACCACAACCACCACCACCACUACUACUACCAUGGCUCCUACUACCACACCUGAACCCACCACCACCGAAUGGCCAGAGGAGACUAGCACUGCACUUCCAUUCCCAACCUGCCCACCUGGAACCUUCUCCAAAACAGAUGAAUAUGGGUAUCCAGUGCUGGAUCCAGAAGGAAUAUUGGACUGUUAUCCAGAAGAGGAAUCAUCAGGAAUGGAAAUGGACCACAUGGUUACAGUGACCAUGGUGCCUGAUGCUUUAGCUCUUAAGAAAGAUGAGCUUUUUGUCCAGACCACCCUGCCGCCGACCACCACCACCACCACCACCACCACCACCACCACAACAGCAACAACCCCCACCACCACAGAGAUGGCAACUCCGCCGCCACGCGCCAGACCCAUGAACCAAGGCCCUUCAUCUGAGUUUGACCUCAGUGGGAAGAAGCGAUUCACAGCUCCCUAUGUGAACUACAUCCGGAAGGACCCGGGUGCUCCUUGCUCCUUGACAGAGGCUCUGGAGUACCUACAGGUUGACGUCCUUGAAGACCUUAUGAAGAAGGACAGCGUGGCAGCCAGUCAGAGACAGCCUCCCAAAAACAAGCCCCAUAACUUCACUAUUGUCGCCAUGGAGGGCUGCCAUUCAUUCAUCAUCCUGGAUUGGGCCCGCCCACUGAAAGGGGAUAUGGUGUCAGGCUACAUGGUUCACAGUGCUUCAUACGAUGAUGUCCUCAACAAUAGAUGGUCCUCUAGAGCCUCCAGCGGGACACAUCUGCCUGUGGAGAAUCUCAAACCCAACUCUAGGUACUACUUCAAAGUGCAGGCCAAGAAUGUGUUUGGUUUGGGACCAGUCAGCGAUACACUCACCUAUGUCACUGAAUCAGACGAUCCUCUUCUCAUUGAAAGGCCACCUGGUGGAGAGCCAAUCUGGAUCCCUUUCACCUUCAAAUAUAACUCCGCCCACAGCAGCUGUAAGGGCAGCCAGUAUGUCAAGCGGACAUGGUACAAGAAGUUUGUGGGCGUGGUUCUGUGUAACUCUCUGAGAUACAAGAUCUUCAUGGGAGACGGUCUUCGAGAGCCUUUUUACAGUAUAGGAGACACAUUUGGACAGGGAGAGGACCAUUGCCAGUUUGUCGACUCCUACAGGGAUGGAAGGACGGGCCCGGCCUACCUCUCUAAUAAUCUGCCCACAGCACAAGGGUUUUAUCGUGCAUACAGACAGGAGCCAGUCACAUUUGGAGUUAUUGGCAGACGUACAUCCCAUCCGUUCGUGGGUUGGUAUGAAUGCGGGGUGCCCAUCCCCGGGAAGUGGUAACACAGGAGGAGGAGGAGGAGACAUUGUUACCAAGGGCAACUGUUCUGCAUCCUGCUGCAGGCUCACACCUUCUCUGGUCCUGCCCUUGAACACAGACUUUUGCCUGCCAGAAGAAAAAGACACCACUACAAGUUUAUUACAGCUUCACAGAAAGAGAAUAUAGUACUUUUAAACAACUCAGUGUAUAUCAUUACGAUGCACUUUUUAUAUAAAGCAGUUUGUAUAUGAGGGAAAAAGAGGCAUGUGUGCUCUUGCUUAGUUUAACUCCUUUCUGAAAGUGUCCUUGUACUAUUCCAAACUGUCCCGAUGACAGGUCCUUACCCAGUGUUAUUUAUCUCAUCAAAUAAUGCACACACAUGGUCAAACCAGUGACAUUGGACCAAAGCACAAGCUGCAAAGAAAACUGUAAGAAUGGGCACUUAGAGUGUGUAUAGGUCUGUUAAUUUUCAGUUGUGAGAUUCGUAUUUCAUAAUGUAAUGGCUUCUGACAGCUACUUUUUGUUUAUUUGUGUUCUAAAAUCAGCAUACAGUUUUUUACACCCUUUUGGUAUUCACCAGAAUUCAUUAAGAGUUACUGUGUAAGUUUUGUAUGUGUACGGACAAAGAAUAAAAGACCAAAUAUUUGCUCAGGAACUGUGGGAGAUUGAAUAAAGGCGCUAUGGAAACCA
This is a messenger RNA of Seriola dumerili (greater amberjack), 6202 nucleotides long. RefSeq names its product fibronectin type III domain containing 1 (gene fndc1). The coding region runs from base 1 to 5535 and encodes 1844 amino acids. Gene Ontology annotation, molecular function: protein binding. The transcript is spliced from 23 exons. The record is from RefSeq and is a predicted model, not a curated record. NCBI's taxonomy places the organism in Eukaryota, Metazoa, Chordata, Actinopteri, Carangiformes, Carangidae.